This is a messenger RNA of Eptesicus fuscus (big brown bat), 1723 nucleotides long. Its product is annotated as zinc finger protein 501-like. The record is from RefSeq and is a predicted model, not a curated record. NCBI's taxonomy places the organism in Eukaryota, Metazoa, Chordata, Mammalia, Chiroptera, Vespertilionidae. The transcript is spliced from 2 exons. The coding region runs from base 1 to 1488 and encodes 495 amino acids.
AUGGGCUGGUACUCUGAGACCUCCUCAGCUUGUAAAAUUCAUCACCUGUUCCUCUGCACUGCUGCCUCGGAGGUAUUCCUCAGCGUGGACCUGCACACGUGUUGUUGUGGGCAUAAAACAGAUGAAGAGGAGGCCUGUUCGGAGCAGAGCUUAUCUGUACAAGGGGAGUCACAGGUCAGGACUUCUAAGAAAGCUCCAGCAACCCAGAGGACCCAUCUCUGUGGGAGGUGUUUCUCUGUGUUCAAAGAUAUUCUGCACCUGACUGAGUCACAGGCAGCAGACUUUGAGCAGAAAGCAUGUGUGAGAGACUUCUGUUUCGGUGCAAACCCUCCCCAUCAACAGAGGGAAGCCAGUGGAGAGAAGCCCUGGAAAGGAGCUGUGGACAGGGCCUCGUUUGUGACCAACUUCAGCUUCUCCUUAUCAGGGCUGCCUUCAACCAGUAGGGAGGUUGGGGGAGACUUCCCAGCCAUCUCAGAGCUUCUCCAGCACCAGGCCCCUCUCACCACUGAGGAACCACACAGUGGCAGUGAGAUUUCAGAGGAAUUUCUCAAUAGAAAAAGGAAUCACCAAUGGGAUGAAUGUGAAAAAGCUGCCAGCCACAACCAGAAAGUUGUUCCUCAGAGUGUCUGCUCUGGAGAAGGGAAUUAUGAGUGUAACAAAUGUGGGAAAGUUUUUAAACGCGUCUCUUACUUCAUUCGGCAUAGGAGAGUUCACACUGGAGAAAAGCCCUUUGAGUGUACCGAUUGUGGGAAGGCCUUCAAUCAAAGGUCUUACUUUACUAGACACCUCAGAGUUCACAGUGGAGAAACGCCCUACGAAUGUAGUGAUUGUGGGAAGUCAUUUAGACAGAUCUCUACCCUCAGUCGACACUAUAGAAUUCACACUGGAGAAAAGCCUUUUGAAUGUGGUGAUUGUGGAAAGUCAUUUAGACAAAGCUCUACCCUCAUUCGACACAAGACGGUUCACACCGGUGAGAAACCUUUUGAGUGUAGUGACUGUGGGAAGUCAUUCGGGCAUAGCAGCUCACUUACUCAGCACCAGAGAGUUCACACCGGUGAGAAACCUUAUCAGUGUGGUGAAUGUGGGAAGUCAUUCAGGUUCUUAUCUACUCUCACACAUCACCAGAGAGUCCACAGUGGAGUCAAGCUCCACGAGUGUACUGAUUGUGGGAAGUUUUUUAGAGAAAGUUUUUCCCUUAUUCGACACCACAGAGUUCACACUGGAGAAAAGCCUUAUGAGUGCAGUGAUUGUGGGAAGUCGUUUAGACAAAGCUCUACCCUUAUUCAACACCAGAGAGUUCACACUGGAGAAAAGCCUUAUCAGUGUGUUGACUGUGGGAAGUCAUUCGGGCAUAGCAGUUCACUUACUCAACACCAGAGAGUUCACACCGGUGAGAAACCUUUUGAGUGUAGUGAAUGUGGGAAGUCAUUCAGGCACUUAACGGCAUUCACACAUCACCAGGGAGUUCACACUGGAGAAAAGCCAUGAGUGUACUGAUUGUGGGAAGUCCUUCAGGCAAAGGUGUACCCUCACUCAGCACAAGAGAGUGGAAAACCUUUUGAAUGUAGGGAUUGUGGGAAAUCUUUCCAUCUAACCUCUGCCCUCAUUCGACACCACAGAGUUCACUCUGGAGAAAAACCUUAAAUGUGCAGGGGAUGUUUUAUCUUCCCCAUUCCCCAGGCAGCUGGCCCCCUGCAAGGACACUGAAGGAGAGACUGACCCA